UCUAUGUUCAGAAAAAGCCCGCGCUCAACAUAACGCGCUCACCGGACCAGUCAACAGCACCGGUACAUAUUCUACCGUCGCGUCGAGCAUCGUUCAGCGCACGCGGUGGCGUGUGCGGAGGGCUUCACUGUGCCUUGGUGGCGUAUUGGCUGCGGGCAAAAAUGGACUACACCGUGGACCCAUGCAGAGACUUCUUUCGGUUCGUCUGCAACACUUUCAGGGGACACGACCAGUUCUCCGAGAUUAUCAAUGAUAUUAAAAUCUCUACCAUAUCAUUGCUCAAAGAUUCAAGAAUACCAUCGUCUAAUCAAGUUUCGUGGCAAAAAGCAGCUGGGAUGUUCCGGGCAUGCGUUUCCUUUCUCAAGUCGAACAGGACGGAGACUAAAGAUCUCUUGACGUGGAUGAGAUCCCUGAACCUCGAUCUGAUGAACGAGACAAGAUUGGCGGCAGUCAACCCAGUUGAAAUGAUGGUGCGCGCAUCGCUUGACCUAGGUGUCCAAGCUGUACUUGGCGUCGUUUUCGCCUUGAACGAGUUCUAUUACAACAAGAGAUCCAUAAAGAUCGAGUACAGUAAAGAACAAGAUAUGUACCUAACAGCGUGGCGUGGGCAAUCGAAAAGCCAAACGAUUGAUGUGUACCUACAGCUAUUCUUGUUAUAUGGUGCCACCCCACCUGAGGACCACCGGCUGGCUUCCAAAAUAUCCGGAUAUGAAAAAGAACUUGGAGAUAUUGCGGCGAGCACAGCUGUGUACGAUGAACCCAUAUACUUCAGAAGAAUUAUUGAUCUCGCCGAAUUCACAAAACCUUACGUUAAUGCAGAUCAAUGGGCAACCUUUUUUUACAAGUACAGCAGCGGCACCUAUGAUGGUGCGAGCAGAAUUCUGCAUCAAAAACACGUGACUACAAUUCUCGUCAAGCUGUUCGAGAGCCAAUCUGUUGGCGAAAACGGGCUACGAUACCUGGUCGCCUGGAGCAUCUACAGGCAGCUGGUUCGGUACACCGUGCCAGACAUGUUCCUUCUUGGACCUGCUAUUGAGGAACACGUUUCGAACGUCUGCUAUGAGCACGUUAAAAAAGUCAUGAAUCUGGCAGUGAAGAGCCCCUACUUGCAGUCAAAGGUGACUCCGCACGCGGUGGACGAGGCAAAGCGUAUGGUGACCACAAUCCGCAGUAUCUUCCGCAAGUCCCUGGAGACGUCAAGCUGGCUCACGGACGAAGGUCGAGAAGGGGCGCUCGGCAGGUUAGACAACAUGACGAUCUUCGUGGGAAGUCCAGCACAACAAUUUGACCCUGACUUCGUGGAUCAGCUCUACAAACCGUACCCGGAGACACCCAUGGACCGACUUUUCCCGUCAUGGAUCAAGGCACUGUCUCUCUCGUCCCAUUACAUUUGGUCCGACCAGACGACCUGGUUCUACGACGAGGCAGAAGUGAACGCCCACUAUAUAAGCUUCAUUAAUUAUAUUACUGUACCGACGGGCAUGAUACAGCAUCCCUUAUUUUAUCCGUACGGGCCACUCAGCCUGAACUACGGCGGCCUCGGAAUGAUUGUGGGACACGAGAUUAUGCACGCAUUCGACGUACAAGGGGUAACGAAAUACCGCCAACCUUGGGUCACGGCCGAGUUUUUAAAGGAAUACACAAACAGAACACUCUGCCUGCGAAAACAACAUAGAUCUGUCCUACUUUCGAGGGCCCGCCAGGAGGUGAUCAAUGACACGGCGGACUCCGAAAACCUGGCCGACUUGGUGGGCACGAUGACGGCAUAUGCAGCCUUCACUUCCUUGUCCCCAUCACAAAGAAACGUUACGCUGGCCGGGCUCGACAUGUCGGCGGAGCGCCUGUUCUUCGUCAACCACUGCGUAAAGUGGUGCAACAAAUACAGCUUCUCGAAGGCGCCCUAUGCACCCCACCGCUCCCGCUGUAUUGUGCCCUUGAUGAACAUGCCCGAGUUCUCGAGGGCCUAUGGCUGCGCCGCCGGACAACCCAUGAAUCCACAAAAGAAGUGCACGUUUUGGUAGUAAAAAUUCG
This is a messenger RNA of Dermacentor andersoni, 2031 nucleotides long. RefSeq names its product neprilysin-1-like. Lineage: Eukaryota; Metazoa; Arthropoda; Arachnida; Ixodida; Ixodidae. Gene Ontology annotation, biological process: protein processing. The record is from RefSeq and is a predicted model, not a curated record. Gene Ontology annotation, cellular component: plasma membrane. Gene Ontology annotation, molecular function: metalloendopeptidase activity.